Molecule: messenger RNA, 1451 nt
Organism: Pseudomyrmex gracilis
Lineage: Eukaryota; Metazoa; Arthropoda; Insecta; Hymenoptera; Formicidae
Product: mitogen-activated protein kinase 14B-like
Exons: 10
Coding region: 192-1280 (362 amino acids)
Biological process (GO): protein phosphorylation; intracellular signal transduction
Cellular component (GO): nucleus; cytoplasm
Molecular function (GO): MAP kinase activity; ATP binding
Source: RefSeq, a predicted model, not a curated record
UGUGCCGUUGUGUCCGUACAAGAUGGACUCAUAAGUAACGAUUCAACGAGUAUGUGAAAUGAAGUGUUGGGUGCGAUAAAAUUCGUGGUGGCGAACGCGGGAAACCGAUACGUCAUAUGACUCGUUGUUAGAUUCCACAGUGCAAGAAAGCGAAUAAGGAUUGUGAUAGUUGAGAAAAAAAAAGAAAGAGCAUGCCGCAGUUUCAUAAAGUCGAAAUCAACAGGACGGAAUGGGAGGUACCGGAGCGAUAUCAGUUACUGACUCCUGUGGGCUCGGGUGCUUACGGUCAGGUCUGUUCGGCUCUUGACACGACCAGUGGGCAAAAAGUAGCUAUUAAAAAGCUAGCUAGACCAUUUCAAUCAGCUGUGCAUGCAAAACGCACUUAUAGAGAGUUGCGUAUGUUAAAACAUAUGAAUCAUGAAAACGUAAUAGGAUUAUUAGAUGUAUUCCAUCCAUCUUCAUCAUUGGAAGAUUUUCAACAAGUAUAUCUAGUCACACAUCUAAUGGGAGCUGAUUUAAACAAUAUUGUGAGAACUCAAAAACUAUCAGAUGAUCAUGUGCAAUUUCUUGUGUAUCAAAUUCUUCGUGGCUUGAAGUAUAUCCAUUCUGCUGGAAUAAUACAUAGGGAUUUAAAGCCAUCCAACAUAGCUGUUAAUGAAGAUUGUGAAUUGAAGAUACUGGACUUUGGUUUGGCCAGGCCUACAGAAAAUGAAAUGACUGGAUAUGUUGCCACAAGAUGGUACAGGGCACCCGAAAUCAUGCUUAAUUGGAUGCAUUACAACCAAACAGUUGACAUUUGGUCAGUAGGAUGCAUUAUGGCAGAGUUGUUAACUGGAAGAACACUAUUCCCUGGAACAGAUCACAUUGAUCACCUAACACGAGUGUUAGUACUCUGUGGUACUCCCACAGAAGAAACAUUAAGCAAAAUUACUAGCCAAGAGGCUAGAAAUUAUAUCCAAAGUUUACCACCAUUAAAAAAGAAGAAUUUCAAAGAUGUGUUUCGUGGUGCUAAUCCUCUAGCUAUUGAUUUAUUGGAAUUGAUGUUGGAGUUGGACGCAGAGAAAAGAAUUACAGCGGAACAAGCUUUAGCGCAUCCGUAUCUAUCGCAAUAUGCGGAUCCGACUGACGAACCUGUUUCUUUACCUUAUGAUCAGAGUUUCGAGGAUAUGGACUUGCCAGUAGAGAAGUGGAAGGAACUUGUGUAUCAUGAAGUUGUAAACUUCGUUCCACAGCAACUACCUACCUUGUCUUCGACAAUUGAAACAACUUCAGAUAUGUAAAGAUAUAAUUAUUUUUAAGCUGAGAGUAAUGUAGAUUUUAAACACACAAUAAGAUAAAUCUAAUCAUAAUUGAUAACAGGUACCCAUGAAUAAUGAACAUUUAUAUAUGGUUAUCACAUGUAUACAUAUAUACACAUAUAUAAUUCACUGUAUAUAAUUUAUAGUUAUAAU